CGAUUGUGAUUUGCUCUUCCCAUGCUUCUUUUCCCAUCCCGUAAGACGGUCCAGCCCACGCUAGUCCAUCAGUCCACCUCCCCCAAAUCCCUCCGUUAUCUAUACUCGAUACGACGUCGUUUCAUAUGAUCAUCAUCUUCUGCUCUGUGCUUCUUGCUUUACUGUUCUCAACCACUGAUUCAAUCCUCUCUGUGUCCUAAUUAGGGUUUGUUUUACAUGCGAAAUCUCACGGUUCGCACCGCAAAACCAACCCAUAGAAUCGCGACAUGUACCUGUCGGAGAAGGCUCGUCCGAUUGAUUUCUACAAGGAAGGAGGAGGAAGAGAGAUGAUGAUCGAAGUGGUGGCCAAUAACGGGCUCUCACCUCAACAGCAGCAGCAGCAGAUGAUUCUAGCUGAGAGCAGUGGAGAAGACCACGAAAUGAAGGCGCCGAAGAAGAGAGCCGAGACUUGGGUGCAGGAGGAGACACGAAACUUGAUAAGCUUCAGAAGAGAGGUGGAUGGGCUCUUCAACACAUCCAAAUCGAAUAAGCAUUUAUGGGAACAGAUCUCCGCCAAAAUGAGGGAGAAAGGUUUUGAUAGAUCACCGACCAUGUGCACUGAUAAAUGGAGGAAUUUAUUGAAGGAAUUCAAGAAGGCGAAGCACCAGGAUCGGAGUAGCAGUAGUGGUUCGGCCAAGAUGGCAUAUUAUAAAGAGCUUGAGGAGUUGCUUAGAGAUAGGAGCAAGAAUGGUUCAUACAAGAGCCCCACACCUUCUAAGGUUGAUUCUUAUAUUCAAUUUUCUGAUAAAGGUCUUGAGGAUGCUGGUAUACCAUUUGGAUCGGUGGAAGAUGCACCAUUUUCAGCUAGUGGCCGGUCAACAGUCAACCUUGAAAGGCCUUUGGAUCAUGAUGGUGAUCCUCUUGCAAUUACGGCAGCUGAUGCAGUUGCAGCCAGUGGAGUCCCACCUUGGAAUUGGAGAGAGACCCCUGGGAAUGGUGGGGAGGGCCACUCUUCUUAUGGUGGAAGGGUCAUAUCAGUCAAAUGGGGUGAAUACACCAGAAGAAUUGGUAUUGAUGGAAAUCUAGGUGCAAUCAAGGAUGCAAUCAAGAGUGCUUUCAAUUUACGAACUAAACGGGCAUUUUGGUUGGAGGAUGAAGAUGGAGUCGUCCGAUGUCUUGACAGGGACAUGCCUCUUGGGAAUUACACACUCCACCUUGAUGAAGGAGUGACCAUAAAGGUCUGCCUCUAUGAUGACCCUGAUCGCAUAACUGUCCGAACGGAAGAGAAAACAUUGUAUACAGAAGAGGAUUUCCGUGACUUUCUUGCCCGACGUGGCUUGAUAGGCUUAAGAGAGUUGACUGGGUACAGAAGCUUUCACACCUUGGAUGAUCUCCAUUCUGGAGCAAUGUACCAGGGGGUGAGACUUCUGGGGGACUAGAAAUUUUGUUCUCUUUCCAUCACAGAGCUUUAAAGCCAUCCCUUAGAAUUGGCUCUUUAAGCUUAUCCUUUUCCCCAGUUUGUUAACUUCUGUGUAUUAUAAGUACUGUAUCAACCAAACUACCAUAAACUAUUUGGCCUGCUAAUUUUGUGUCAGCCUGUGGGGUUCUCUUGUUUA
Molecule: messenger RNA, 1595 nt
Organism: Vitis riparia (riverbank grape)
Lineage: Eukaryota; Viridiplantae; Streptophyta; Magnoliopsida; Vitales; Vitaceae
Product: trihelix transcription factor GT-1-like
Exons: 6
Coding region: 267-1418 (383 amino acids)
Source: RefSeq, a predicted model, not a curated record